This is a messenger RNA of Gasterosteus aculeatus aculeatus (three-spined stickleback), 927 nucleotides long. RefSeq names its product peptidyl-prolyl cis-trans isomerase A. Lineage: Eukaryota; Metazoa; Chordata; Actinopteri; Perciformes; Gasterosteidae. Gene Ontology annotation, cellular component: cytoplasm. The record is from RefSeq and is a predicted model, not a curated record. Gene Ontology annotation, molecular function: cyclosporin A binding; peptidyl-prolyl cis-trans isomerase activity. Gene Ontology annotation, biological process: protein folding; protein peptidyl-prolyl isomerization.
GGUGAUGGUUCCUCCCCCCUCGUAACGUUACGCGUGACCGACUCAUCGACGAACACAGCGUCUCGGUGAACCGCAUUACCUUCUCUUUUAAAAAUAAAAAUGUUAAUUAUACCGAACAGGAUAAAGUUAUGUUCCCUGGCGUUCACCGCCGCGCGCAUGUACAGCAGCGGCCCCGCGGCCGCCAACAAGAACCCGACGGUUUACUUUGACAUUGCUGCGGACAACCAGCCCCUCGGGAGGGUGACCUUUGAGCUAAACGCCGACGUGGUGCCAAAGACUGCAGAGAACUUCAGGGCGCUGUGCACCGGGGAGCACGGCUUCGGUUACAAGGGAUCCACGUUCCACAGGGUGAUCCCUCAGUUCAUGUGCCAGGGCGGUGAUUUCACUAACCACAAUGGAACUGGAGGCAAGUCGAUCUAUGGCUGGAAGUUUCCCGAUGAGAACUUCAAGCUGCUGCACACCGGACCUGGCAUCUUGUCGAUGGCCAACGCCGGACCCAACACCAACGGAUCCCAGUUCUUCAUCUGCACCAGUAAAACAGAAUGGCUGGACGGCAAGCAUGUUGUCUUUGGCAGCGUGAAGGACGGACAGGACGUGAUCAAGAAAGUGGAGUCCUUCGGGUCUCAAUCCGGGCGAACCUCCAAGAAGAUCACGAUCGCCGACUGUGGGGAGCUCAAGUAGUCGAUGCCCCCAACCCUCCCCCCGCAGGCUGCCCCUCCUCGCUGCAGCAGAUGCUUACAUAUCAUCUCUGCCUCGGUCUUUCUUCAGGUACCGGCGCUAACGCACUCAACUGUGACAUAGACUAAAAUGUGAACGUGUGUUUUUCAAUACAAAAUGACCACUAUUGUAAUUGAGGAGAUGUUCAUUCCUGAUCAUGAAAUGGGUUUGGAAGAUACUAAAAAAAUAAAGUAUACAUUUUUUCGUAAA